AUGCACAUAUCCUAUGCAAGAAUUCUGGUGGAGGCAAAUGUUACUAAAAAGCUUCCAACAGAGUUGACACUACAAGAUCCAUCUGGAAGAAUGUUCCAACAACAGAAUAAUGCCUCAACCAAAGCACAAGCACAGGAUCAACCUAUUGUGACAACAACUAAUGAGCCUAGUGUAAAAUCUGCAACAGCAAAGGACAAAGGGAAAGCAAAAGAAAGCCAAAAUCAAGAACUGUAUACAGAAUGGCCAGCAUUGACUAGUAACAGGAAAAUUAUACCUGGGCAACUUCAGUAUCAACUUGUAAUGGAUUUCAAAUCUUGUAGAGAGAAGAUGAGAGAGUUGAGAAUCCUAUGCCUCCUGAUAGAGGAGGUGAAAGAAGCUAAAGCAGAAAGGGUGAUGAGCAGAAUUACCCCUGGAUGGAACAUGAUUACUAAUUAUGAGCAUGCAAUGAAUGGUAGGGUGUGGAUUAUAUGGGAUAACCAAAUGUAUGAAGUGCAACCAAUUGAUAAACAAGAUCAAUUUAUCCAUUGCCAAGUUAUAGGGAAACAUAAUGGAAUGCAAUGCUAUCUCAUAGUGGUAUAUGGGAAAAAUGUAGUUGAACAAAGGAAGAACCUAUGGCAACAUCUUCAAAGGAUAGCACAAACAACUACAAGAUCAUGGAUAAUUGGGGGAGAUUUCAAUACACUACUUACUCCUCAAGACAGAUUGUCUAAGGUGUCUCUCACCAAUGCUGACAUUAGAGACUUCUCAGAACAUUGUUUGCCACAAUAUCUGUGUGAGCUUCCCUGGAGAGAUGACUAUUUCAUAUGGACUAAUAAACAACAAGUAGAUGCCAGAGUGUGGAGUCGCAUAAAUAGAUUAUUGGGAAAUGAUGUCUGGAUGAUGAAUAAUGCCAUAUAG
Molecule: messenger RNA, 897 nt
Organism: Nicotiana attenuata
Lineage: Eukaryota; Viridiplantae; Streptophyta; Magnoliopsida; Solanales; Solanaceae
Exons: 3
Coding region: 1-897 (298 amino acids)
Source: RefSeq, a predicted model, not a curated record